AUGGAUCCACCAAGAUAUGAUGGGACCAUUCAUCCAGAUGAAUGGAUUAAACAAGUUAGAAUAUUUUGUUAUUUUAAACAAAUAACGGAUGAACAAGAAAUAGUGAAAUUUUGUAAAUCCAUGAUAAAUUCAACGAUAAAUAUUAAAAACUAUUUCGAAGAAAUUAACACAUUUACGUCACUUUCAAAUGCGUUAAGAUCUCACGUAACAUUUAAGAUUCUUAAAGAUUCAUGUAAAAGAAAAUUACAAUCGUUAAAAUUCAUACCAGAGAUUCAUGGAGGGGAUACGGCGAAAUUUAUCUCAUACUUUAAUAAGAAAUGUUUUGAUGCGGAAAUCAACGAUUUGGGAGAACAAAAGAAAUUAUUAUUUUAUAGUUUGUCUGAUGAUUUCCUUCGUAAAGAGUUUAAUAAACGAAUUCAUGAUGUUAAAUCAAAAGAAAUCCUUUUACAAUCAUUUAACGAUAUCGUAAACGAAUAUUCUAGAUUAAUAAAGUAUGGUAGUUGGGUCACCAUAAGACAUGUUAGUACUGUAAAAUAUUUGGCGACUUGUAGUGAAAAGUAUCUUACGGGUUCAAGAGGACAGAUAAUAUUUGGAACGAAUACAUUACCUGAAACGAAUGCAACAUGGAAGCUUAAUUAUCCAUUUGGACAUCAAGCCAAAACAGAUAAGGAACAGUUGGUACUGUAUGGAGAUACGAUCAGUUUACAAAAUCAAUUUGCGGGAAAUAUGUUAUGGGCGUAUCCCAAUUAUAAAUCUCCAACUUCUGGUCACGUAGAAGUUAGUUGUUAUUCGAUGAAUCAAUAUAAUAAUUGGAUAAUUAGGCCAAGCGCUGUUAGUAAAAAGCCCAAAGAAAAUGCAAAAAGAUAUUUAAAAUCAGAAGAUAAAGUUAUUAUUGAGAAUGAGAAUAAUGAAAAGGUUAUGAUUUUACACAGUCAUGAUAUUAAGUAUACCUUGGCACAAGGUGGUGAAACUUCAAAAUUUAUUAAUACAUUUCGCCAAUUAUGCUAUAAUGCCGACAUUAACGAUAUUGAGGAACAAAAGGAGUACUUUAAACAAACACUUUCAUCAAAUUUUUAUUUAUAUGAUGAAUUUUCUAAGAGAAAAGUAAAAAUUAGUUCUAUAAAUGAAUUGAUUAAAGAAUUUGAGGAAAUUGCUAUGGAGGAAUCUAAUAUAAUUAGAAAUGGAUCUAUUGUAGCUUUAAAACACGUUGCUACGGGAAAAUAUUUAAGUUCAAUUAAAGGUUUAAAUUAUACAACUGGAAGCAAAAAUCAAUUGAUAUUUGCAAAUAAUUUGCUUGAUUCGAAUGCUUUAUGGAAAAUCACAUUUAGCGGUAAAGAACUAUCUUCAUAUACCGAUACUAAUAUAUAUUUACAACACAAAAAGUCUAAUAUCUUUCUUGGAAUUUAUAAUGAAGUUUAUAAAUCUCCAGUAACUCAGCACACGGAAGUAAGUUGUAAUCCAAACAACAAUAUUCAAUGGAAGUUUGAUAAUAGUAAAUUAGAAAAUGGUCAAGGAUAUUUGAAAUCAAAUGAUAUUCUUAAUAUUAAAAAUGUUAAUUUGAGUAAACAUUUUUUACGUAGUCAUGAUUUUCAAUUUACUAUUAAAAAUGAUACUUUUCAAGAAGUUGUCUGUCAUAACGAAAGACUAGGUGGAAAUGAUGAGUGGUGGUGUAUUGAACUUAUUGAAUGA
Messenger RNA from Funneliformis caledonium, 1689 nucleotides. Lineage: Eukaryota; Fungi; Glomeromycota; Glomeromycetes; Glomerales; Glomeraceae. The record is from the annotation of a GenBank genome assembly.